Molecule: messenger RNA, 1686 nt
Organism: Impatiens glandulifera
Lineage: Eukaryota; Viridiplantae; Streptophyta; Magnoliopsida; Ericales; Balsaminaceae
Product: actin-related protein 8
Exons: 12
Coding region: 58-1482 (474 amino acids)
Molecular function (GO): protein binding
Source: RefSeq, a predicted model, not a curated record
CCCCCUCUCUCUCUCUUUCUGUCUAAUACACACACGGCUUUGUUUUUGUCGGAAGAGAUGGCAUCGCUUCUCCGGAAGGUUUGGAUUUCGGUCUCCAAUCGUUCGGGUUCGAGUUUAAGUUCAACCUCGCUAACGUCGUAUAGGCGCUUACAUUUAACCAGUGUAGCAGCAGACUCGGCAAUUGGGGCUUUUGAUCGAAUUCCCCUCGACAUAUUGAUGCAAAUCCUGAUAAUUCUCUGUCCGAAAGAUGUGGCAAGGCUUGCCGUCGUCUGCAAAGCAUUUAGAACGAUCGUCGCUGAUAAUAGUUUAUGGAUAUACUUUCUUCAGAAACAACAGGAGCCUUGGGACUCAAUCUUAUUUGGUGAAACCCAUCUGCGAUUAGGAUAUCCUAUUCAAUCAUAUCCGGACGAGAUGACUCAGUUCUCAUUCAUGCAAAUUUUUUCCCAACGAGAACAAUGCCCUGGCGCAGUUAUAAUUGAUGGUGGUUCUGGAUAUUGCAAAUUCGGAUGGAGUAAAUAUCAACGGCCGUCUGGACAGACCGCAACAUUUCUGGAAUUUGGUAAUAUUGAGUCUCCCAUGUACUCCAGACUUCGACACUUUUUUGCUACGAUUUAUAACAGAAUGCAGGUUAAAACAUCUAACCAACCACUUGUUCUGUCCAUUCCCAUCUGUCAUUAUGAUGAUACUGAAGCUGCUAAGGCAGCUAGGAAACAGCUAAAAGAGACUAUCCACUCAUCCUUGUUUGACAUGAAUGUCCCUGCUGUUUGUGCCAUUAAUCAGGCAACUCUAGCCUUGUAUGCAGCAAGAAAAACUUCAGGAAUUGUUGUUAAUAUUGGUUUCCAGCAAACAUCUGUUGUUCCAAUUUUGCAUGGUAAAGUUAUGCGGAAGGUGGGAGUGGAGGUUGUUGGGAUGGGAGCAUUAAAGCUCACUGGAUUCCUCAGGGAGUUAAUGCAGAGAGCAAAUAUGAAUUUUGAAUCCCUAUAUACUGUCCGUACUCUGAAAGAGAAUCUAUGUUAUGUGGCUCUUGAUUAUGAAGCAGAGCUGUCCAAAGAUACACGAGCAACAUUUGAAGUUGCAGGAGAGGGACAGUUUACGCUAUCAAGAGAGCGGUUUGAAGUGGGUGAGAUACUUUUCCGACCACGAAAGGCUGGGGUGCUUGCAAUGGGGUUACACCAGGCAGUGGCCCUGUGCAUGGAUCACUGCCAUAGUGCAGAAUUGAUAGUUGAUGAGAGUUGGUUUAAGACUAUAGUUUUGAGUGGAGGCUCAGCAUGUCUACCAGGCCUUGCAGAACGAUUAGAGAAAGAACUCCAUGAUCUCCUUCCUCCUUCUGUAUCAACUGGAGUCAAAGUAAUCCCUCCUUCCUUUGGAGUUGAUUCUGCAUGGUUUGGAGCAAAGCUUGUCAGCAAUUUAAGCACUUUUCCCAGUCGUUGGUGUGUCACAAAGAAACAGUUCAGGCGUAGGUCCAACCGCCUCAUGUGGUGAAAGCUUCUGAAUGAAUAAUAUAGGCAACCAACCAUUUUCCAUUAUAUAUUUCAGCAAACAAUUGUUCCAUGUAAAAAUUUUAUGUUGAAGAAAGCUUCCUGUAAAAAUUAUUUACAUUUCAUACUUCUUCUAAUUAGUCAUCAUUUGUUCACUUGUGCUAUAUAUAGAAUAAAAGCCCAUUAAUGAUAUUUUGAAUUGAUUGCA